Molecule: messenger RNA, 1401 nt
Organism: Talaromyces atroroseus
Lineage: Eukaryota; Fungi; Ascomycota; Eurotiomycetes; Eurotiales; Trichocomaceae
Exons: 1
Coding region: 1-1401 (466 amino acids)
Molecular function (GO): intramolecular lyase activity
Source: RefSeq, a predicted model, not a curated record
AUGCUGCCACCAUCUACCUGUCGACAAUGUCUGCGACAGACACAAGCGCAUAUACGACUUGCAUCAUCGUCAAUGCGAGCAAACCCUUCAGUCCGAUCACAUCGCCAAUUGUCCACGAAUUCCAAUCUCCGUUCCUCAGCUACCCCGAGCAAUAACCCCCUCCGAUCUCCCUCUGCUGCAUCACGAAAGAGCAACACCAACAAAAACCAAGUGCCAGAUGAAGCUGCUAUCGCACACUACAGACGUCGCAUGGCGCUGUCAGCGGCCGGCAUGGUCAUAUGCGCUCUAACCAUGUACGCGACCAUCAAGUCUAACGCCUUCGGCUUACCGGAAGACAACCCGAAACCAGAACAAGGAGUGAAAGAAGAAAAACACCAAGUCACUGAUGAAGGCAACGGUGCUAUCAAGCUCGACGGUCCGGCCGAAUUCCCGAGCAGUCCAUCGGUAAUCCGCGUCCAAGGGCAAGACGGCGCCGAGCAGGUCGAGACGGGUAACAGCUCAGUACCUUUGUUCCCGACGACGAUCAGACUGCCCAAAGAUUUGAGUGGCAUGCCAUUGACGCCUGGUCAAGACUUGCCUGUUCCACCCGAGUCCGAAGAGGAGUAUCAGUUGCUCGGACUCGGAAUUCGGUCCGUGUCUUUCCUUUCCAUCCAGGUGUAUGUUGUCGGUAUCUACGUCGCCAAGUCGGACAUUGGGGUACUGCAAAAACGAUUGAUUGAGACCGGAGUGCAAGCACCGAUAUCUUCAGCUGCGUCGUCUGCUUCGGCGACUCUGAACCUGGCAAGUCAGACUGGCACUGGUGCUGUAUCUGCAACAUCUCUCGUCUCCACGGAACGAGACGCACUGAAGAAAUUGUUGCUUGACCCGGAAAAUGGCGAGGAGGCAUGGACAUCGAUAUUGAAGGAAGGUAACAUACGCACUGCAGUGCGCAUCGUGCCGACUCGCAAUACCGACUUCAUGCAUCUACGAGAUGCAUGGGUGCGACAUAUGACGAACCGAGCACAGAAAGAUCUGGCGAGGAUUAAGGAACUCUCGAAGACCAUUGAUCAACAGUCUCAGCCUCUGCCACGCAGCGAAUUCGACGACGAGGUCUUUGGUCAGGCAGUCGGUGAAUUCAAGACACUACUCGGUGGCGGAUCUCGCAAGAACAUCCCUAAGGGCCAGGUUCUACUGUUGUUGCGCGACCAGAAUGGUGCUCUUGAUGCGAUUUUUCAGCGUGAUCCCAAGGAGCCUAUUCAAUGGCUUGGGCGGGUUGCUGAUGAGCGGGUUAGUCGCUGCGUUUGGUUGAAUUAUCUGGCUGGUAAGCAGGUUGCAAGCGAGCCUGCGAGACAGAGUGUUGUAGAGGGUGUGAUGGGAAUUGUAGAGAGGCCUGUGGGCACUGUGAUUCAGAAGGUUGUUUGA